AAAUGAAUGAAUUUGAUGGUCAUUAUAGAUAAUAUAAUAAAAAUAAAUUUGACAUUUGACAAUUUUUUUUUCUUGUCCGAUGGUCCCGAUAUCCCGUAUGUCUUUCGUUUUUCUCUAUCGUAUCGAUUCAAUUUUGGAUAUAUAUAAUAUAUAAUAUAUAACGAGAUGAUGACAGUGAAGAUUUCAAUAUAUUGUCCGUGUUGUUGAUAUCUGAUUCCCGUUUUUUUUGUUGUCGAAAUUAUCAUUUUACGUCCAAAUAAAAUGUGCUGAAUAUUACUGUUUUUCUUUCAUAUUCACAAUAUGCAAACAAAUUAGCAACAGCAACAAAAUAUUCAUCAUUUGUUUCAAAACUUUCAAAGAUUUUCAAGCCAAAUUACUUUCAAAUAUUGUGUUUGUGUUUUCAAAACCAAAAAAAAAAAAAAUUUUUCGUUAUCACCGCCAAAAAUGGAUAAUUAAUGUGAAUUUGAGCGAAUCGACAAAAAAAAUUGAUCCUUUUUUUUGCUGCCCAGAAUCCAUCAUUUUUGAAUCUUAACCAUUUUUUAAUCACCACAUAUCAUCAUUCAGAUUAUAAAUAUAUCGAUCAGACAAAAUCAAUAUGGCUGAUUUUGAUUCAUCAGCAUCAGAUUCAUCGACAUCCGAUCUAGAUAUGAAAAAUUAUUAUAGUUUCACUUUAUGGGAUUUUGCCGUUUUCAUUACAAUGUUGGCCGCAUCAUCCGGUAUUGGCAUCUAUUUUGCUUACAAAAAUCGUAAAAAUCAUUCCAAUAAAGAAUUUCUUACAUCAAAUAAAUCAUUGAGUCUAUUUCCGGUUGCAAUGUCUUUAUUGGCUAGUUUUCAAAGUUCAGUCACAAUUCUUGGCUAUCCAGCUGAAAUGUUUUAUCGUGGUACACAAUUCUGGAUGGUUAUAUUAUCCAGUCUGGCUGCCAGUAUGAUUGCUGCCGAAUUAUUUUUGCCAGUUUUUUAUCGUUUAAAUUUCACUUCGGUUAAUCAAUAUCUUGAACAACGUUUCAAUUCAUCAAGUGUUCGUUUGGCCGUAUCAUUUUCAUUUCUUUUAUGUACAGUUCCAUAUAUGGGUGUUGUUUUAUAUGGACCAUCAUUAGCGUUGGAAACCGUAACCGGUCUUAGUGUAACAGCAUCGAUAUUGAUAAUUGGCUGCAUAUGCACCCUAUAUACAUCGAUCGGUGGUAUUAAAGCUGUGGUUUGGACUGAUGUUGUUCAAGUAUUUCUAAUGUUUGCCGGUCUAUUUGUCGUUAUGUUUCGAGGAUUCUAUCUAGCCGGUGGCAUUGAAAAAGCAUUCGAAACUUCACGUAAAUAUGGUCGUCUACAAUUUUUCAACUCUGAAAUUAAUAUCUAUUCAACGACAACAUUCUGGAAUUGUGUAAUCGGCAUGGGAACCAUGUGGAGCGGUAAUUAUGCAACAAGUCAAACCGAAGUACAACGUUAUUGUAAUGUGACUACACAACGUAAAGCUAAAUUAUCAUUGUAUGUAAACUUUUUGGGUGUUGCAUUUCUUAUUAGCUGUGCUUGUCUUUGUGGUGUUGCAUUAUUCGGUGUUUAUUAUGAUUGCGAUCCAUUGAAAACCGGUGCUAUAACAAAAACUGAUCAAUUAAUGCCACAUUUUGUUAUGAAUCAUCUUCGUCAUCUACCCGGUAUGGCUGGUUUAUUUGUAUCGUGUGUAUUUAGUGCAUCAUUAUCGACAAUGAGUUCUGGUUUCAAUGCAUUAGCCACUGUUACAUAUGAUGAUUUUAUUUCACGUACUAGUGUACGUAAAUUGCCGGAAAAACAAAUUCAACAAAUUAGUAAAUUAAUUGCAUUCGGUUAUGGUAUGGCUGCCAUUGCAAUGGCAUUUGUUGUUAGCCAAAUAAAUUCCAUUCUAGAGGCAGCCAUUUCAAUUGCCGGUGCACUUGUUGGACCAAUGUUUGGUCUAUUUUUAUGCGGUAUUCUUGUUCCAUUUGCCAAUAGUUUUGGCGUACUUUGUGGAUUAUUUGUUGGCGAAUUUUUCGGUCUAUGGAUAUUGAUUGGUUCGUUAUUGUAUCCAAAACCGGCACAAAUUCUAAACAAUACAUCAAUUGAAUGUCCUACAAUUUCAUUUGGUGAUCAUCAUUAUCAUCAUCAUCAUUUAAAUGUUUCAAAUCUGAUUUCACCCGAUACUUAUCUUAUGUUUCCAUUAACAACAACAACAGCAACUACUACUACCACUGUAUCAUCAAUACCGCUAUCAGAUGAACGUGAAGGAAUGAUGAAAUUAUAUCACAUAUCCUAUCUAUUAGUACCAGUAUUUGGUUGUAUCAUAUCAUUAUCAUUGAGUAUUAUUUGUUCAUUAAUUUCUGGUGGUCAUCGACAAAUAGCCCAAAUUCGUCCUGAAUAUCUAAGUCAUUUAGCAUGGAAAAUAUGGCCACAAAAAUUAUUACCAACGAAAUAUCCAUAUGAUAUUUCAAAUGAUCAAAACCAUCACCACCACCACCAGCAGCAGCAACAACAACAACAAACACCAUCAAUUACAAAUUCAUUAUCAUUAAUAUCGAAUGGUACAGCAACGGCAAUAAUAACGGAUAAAUUAUCAAACAAAAGUGAUUCAAAUAAUAAUUCCAAUACCAAUGAUCCAACCAUUUAUUUACAAUCAAAUGGUAAUAAAUAUCCUAAAUAUAAUACAACAUCAAUGGAUAAAAAUACAACAACAAUAAAUGCCAAUAAUCAAUCAAUUACAGCCAUAUCGAUUGUUGAUGAAUUUGAAUCUGAAAAUUGUAAAAAUCGUUCACAACAAUCAUCAACAACGAAAUCAAAAAAUCUUGUCAAACAAAUUGCAAUCGAUGAAUCGUCGCCAUGACAAACGAACAAAAAAAAACAACAAAUGACAACAACGAUAGAUUGAAUUUUUCAUUUUUUUUCUGUUUAUUUUGGUUUAAAAACAAAAAAAAAAAAAUUGUUGUAAAUAUUCGUGAUAAUCACAUCGAAAGUUAUCGAUUUAUCGAUAUAUAUUCUAAACACAAACACACACACACACACACACACUUACAUAUCAAAAUGAAAUUGGAACACAACAAA
Molecule: messenger RNA, 3042 nt
Organism: Dermatophagoides farinae (American house dust mite)
Lineage: Eukaryota; Metazoa; Arthropoda; Arachnida; Sarcoptiformes; Pyroglyphidae
Source: RefSeq, a predicted model, not a curated record